This is a messenger RNA of Oppiella nova, 522 nucleotides long. The record is from the annotation of a GenBank genome assembly. Lineage: Eukaryota; Metazoa; Arthropoda; Arachnida; Sarcoptiformes; Oppiidae.
CUAUACGAAAUCCUGACGUUAGGCCAAAGCCCAUACAGUUUAGCCAAAGACAACGAAGAAGUGUUUAAUUAUGUCAUAACCGGACGAACACUGGACCGGCCCCACAAUUGCCCCGAUGAGUUGUACGUGUAUGGCCUAAUGAAGAGGUGUUGGAACUUCCAGAGCGAGGACAGACCUAACUUCUCUGAAUGCCUGCAGACAUUGGAAAAGAUUAAGCGAAAUAUGUCGGGCAGUGAGCCGGCUAUCACUGCUGUCCACAACCAGAACUACAUAUUCAGCCGAGGAUUUGAUAACCCCGGCUAUAAUGAGGAUGAGAGACAGGCAGGACACUCAUCUCAUAGUAUAAAGAACUCAAGCAAUUCAUCAUCAGCUCAGAGCUGUUCCAGCAGUUCCACCAUUAAACCCAACUACCAGAACGGACACAUCCAGUACCAGGACCUGACUCAAGAUGAUUACGGUCUGACCGACGCUGACGGCUAUCAGAUACCGAUCAGUAAGUCGCCCCUUCAGGUGUCGGUCGAU